This is a messenger RNA of Theobroma cacao (cacao), 4260 nucleotides long. RefSeq lists its product as uncharacterized. NCBI's taxonomy places the organism in Eukaryota, Viridiplantae, Streptophyta, Magnoliopsida, Malvales, Malvaceae. The record is from RefSeq and is a predicted model, not a curated record.
CUAUAGCGAAGAAAGAGAGAGAGAGCUGGUUGAUGGGGAGGGGCAAAACAGUACACUCAAAAGGUGAGGUGUAAUAAUGGUGGACAAAGCAGAAAGGCAAGCAGCAUUCAAUGCAGACAUGUUUGUAUUAACUGUCAGUAGUAAAUGAGGAAUUGAUUGGUCUGAAAGGAUUGGCUUUUGUUUUGCUCUUUGGCCGCUGCUACUUACAACCUCAGCGAGAAAACACAGCACAAAAAAGGGGGUGGUUGGUGAGGGAGCACCGAUAGUAGGCCAGCAGGGGUUGAGAGUCUCCUCUGUUUCUCUUCGUUGUGCUCUUGUACUUCCUUCUUUAUUACUUAUCAUUGUUCCUUCUCGGGGAGUUUCAAUUUGGGGUAGUUUUUGUUUUCCUUCAUCUUUUUAAAGAGUUUUGAAGAGCCAGUUUUUGGCUUGUUCUUUUAAUCCUCUGAUGCUUUGAUUUUGUUCUUGGCAUGUCUUUGAAUCUGGGUUUCGCAUCUUUGGUGGGGUUAAGGCUUUGGGGUGUUGUUGAAUUUGAAUUGGAAGCUUCAAAUUAUGGGCCCUUGAAGGAUGAUAUGCUAAAGCUAACUCUUCUUUGAUCAAGCUGAAGCCUUUUAUUCUAAUCAGACAUAACCUUUGUUUUCCUUUUUAUUCCUUUUCUCUUCUUUAUGACCAUACCCUCUUUGAUCUUACAAAAGGUCUGAGUCUUAGCUCAACAGACUUUGUUUCUGUUAUUUUGAAUGUUUUAGGCAAUAAAGUAAAGGGCUUUCCUCUCCCUCUCUGUGUGCCUAACUUACAAUUAUUUUUAAAAAGCUAAAGCUUGAUUCUGAAACAAAACAUAAACCCCUUUUGCUUUCCACCCUGGUUUGAAACUUGUUCUGCUUUAUAUGAGGCUUCUUUGAAUAAGACAAGCAAAAGGUUGGGUUCUUGGUUGAGCUUGGCCUGGUUUUUCUGCCUUCAUAUUAGCUAGAUUUGAUACAGAGUGAGUGAAGAGAGCCAGCCAUUCAUGCAUUUUUCACUAUGGAAACCAAUAUCCCAUUGUGCAGCUUUAAUAGCGGACAAGAAAAGCAAUAGGAGAAAUGGUACUGGUUUGAGGGAGGACGCAAAGAGAAAGACUUCCAUUCUCCGCCAAUUGGAAGAAAACAAACUCAGAGAAGCUCUUGAAGAAGCGUCUGAAGAUGGUUCCCUUGCUAAAUCCCAAGAUAUUGAUUCUGCGUCUUUGAAUCAAGAAGGAAACAUUGGACGAUCAAGGUCACUUGCUAGGCUUCGUGCCCAAAAUGAGUUCCUGAACGCCACCUCUCUUGUUGCAGACCGAACUUUUUGCUUUGAAGAUUCCAUUCCAGACCUCCAUGAUGCCUUUUCCAAGUUCCUCACAGUGUACCCCAAGUUUCAAGCAACGGAGAAGAUUGACCAUUUGAGAUUGGAGGAGUAUGGGCAUUUAUCUGAAUCUUCAGCUAAGGUAUGUCUUGAUUAUUGCGGUUUUGGGCUAUUCUCUUAUAAUCAAACUCAAGAGUAUUGGAAUACAUCAGCAUUUACUUUGUCUGAAAUAACUGCAAAUUUGAGUAAUCAUGCUCUUUACGGAGGUGCCGAGAGUGGCACUGUGGAACAUGAUAUAAAGACUAGGAUUAUGGAUCAUUUGAACAUCCCUGCAAAUGAGUAUGGCCUUGUUUUUACUGUUAGCAGAGGGUCAGCAUUUAAAUUGCUUGCUGAAGCUUACCCUUUUCAAACGAAUAAAAAAUUGUUGACUAUGUUUGAUCAUGAGAGCCAGUCUGUGAUUUGGAUGGCUCAGUCUGCUAAAGAGAAAGGCGCUAAGGUUUACAAUGCUUGGUUUAAAUGGCCUUCCUUGAAACUUUGCUCUAGGGAGCUGAGAAAGCAAAUUUCGAACAAGAAAAAGAGGAAGAAAGGUCAUGCAAAUGGUCUUUUUGUAUUUCCUGUUCAAUCUAGAGUGACUGGGGCAAAGUAUUCUUACCAGUGGAUGGCACUUGCUCAACAAAACAAUUGGCAUGUAUUGCUCGACGCUGGGUCAUUAGGUCCCAAGGAUAUGGAUUCGCUUGGCUUGUCCUUAUUUAGGCCAGAUUUUAUUAUCACAUCAUUUUAUAGGUUGUUUGGAUAUGAUCCAACUGGUUUUGGAUGCCUUCUGAUCAAGAAAUCUGUGAUGGCAAGUUUGCAAAAUAAGUGUGGGCAUACCGGGUCUGGAAUGGUGAAGAUCCUCCCUAUUUAUCCGCAGUACCUGAGUGACUCUGUAGAUGGGCUUGAUGUUUUAGCUGGACUUGAAGAUGAAACUGCUAAACACAAUGAAGAAUCAUUGCUUGAGAGAAAUGGUGGGUCACAGAUGCCUGCUUUUUCUGGCGUUUUUACUUCCAAUCAGGUCAGGGAUGUUUACGAGACUGAGGUGGAUCAUGAUAAUAGUUCAGAUAGGGACGAAGCAAGCACCAUUUUUGAGGAAGCUGAGAACCUUUCAGUUGGUGAUCUCAUGAAAAGUCCAAUUUUCAGUGAGGAUGAAUCAUCGGACAAUUCAUACUGGAUUGAUUUGGGUCAGAGUCCAUUUGGGUCGGAUGAUUCUGGCCAACUGACCAGGCAGAAAACAGACUCAGCCUUGCUACCAUCAUGGUUUUCUGGGAAGAGAGACAAUAAGCGGCUGUCUCCAAAACUGACUUCAAAAAUACCUAUGAGUCCAAUUUACGAUGACAGAAAUAUAAACAUGAGAUUGCACGAAGAUCAUGUGUUGUCGUUUGAUGCAGCUGUAUUGUCGGUGUCACAUGAGUCAGACCAAGUUGAGGAGAUCCCUGAAGAACAGCCUGCUGAAACCAACCCUGCUUCGGGAGAUAAUGGAAAGUAUAAAGAUUCCAAGUACUUUGGGGAGAUUCAAGAAGAAUCUGGUAUCAGAGAUGAGUCAAAGCUGGCUAAUUCUAUGUUGAGUUCUAAGGCAAAUGGAUUCAAACUGAAGAAUGGUGUGCUUGAGAAUACCUUGGCCUCUGAAAUCUACCAAGAAAAAAAAGAAAGUGCUAUAAGGAGAGAGACUGAGGGUGAGUUUAGACUGUUGGGAAGGAGGGAAAGGAGUAGGUUUGGGGAUGGUAGAUUUUUUGGUUUGGAAAAGGAAGAUCAGGUGGCAAGCAUGGGUCGCAAAGUAUCUUUUAGCAUGGAAGACAACCGCACUGAAAACCCAGGCUGCUUGGAGCCUGGAGAAAUCUCAUUGACUACCUUGGCUGAUGAUGAAUCUGGUAGUGAUGAAGAGUAUGAUGAUGAUGAGCAAGAGUGCAGCAGAAAGGAGCCAGAGAUAAUUUGCCGGCAUCUUGAUCAUGUUAACAUGUUGGGUCUAAACAAAACUACCCUUAGACUGCGUUACCUGAUCAAUUGGCUUGUUACCUCAUUACUUCAACUUCGGCUACCUAGUUCGGAUGAAAGCAGGGAAGUGCAUCUUGUGCACAUAUAUGGCCCAAAGAUCAAAUACGAAAGAGGUGCUGCUGUAGCCUUUAAUGUGCGGGACAGCAAGGGAGGAAGACUAAUUGACCCAGACGUUGUUCAGCAUCUAGCUGAGAAGAGUGGUAUUUCUCUCGGCAUUGGUAUACUCAGUCAUGUACGAGUUGUGGACAAUGUGAAGCAGCAGUGCAGGGCACUUGAGCUUGAAGAUUCAACACUGUGUAAGCCAAUGGCUAAUGGUUGCCAAGAUGGUAAAAACUUAUUUUUUCGAGUAAAAGUUAUUACAGCAUCACUUGGUUUCCUGACCAACUUUGAAGAUGUUUACAAGACAUGGGCUUUUGUGGCCAAGUUUCUUAAUCCAUCAUUUGUUGAAGAGAAUGAUUUAUCCACAAUAUCUGAAGGUUCAGAAACAUAGGUCUGGGAGGCUUGUAUGUAGGUUUUGUUUUCAUUAAAGGUAAAAUGGUAAAACCAAAAAAGAUGGACCCUUCUGAUAUCCCUUCCAACUUCCACCAAGGAGGAUAUCUGCAACUGAAAUUGAUUGGAGAUGCUGAAGCCGGCUGGAAAGGAUACAAAGAUAUGGUACCAAGUGGUCUGGUUCCCUUUGUCUUCCCUUGGAGCAAUUCCUUGUGAGAAGAUGAUUUUUUUUUUCGUUUUUCAUUCUUGUUAAAAAUAUCUUUUUGGUGUAUUAAUCAUGUUUGAGCAUCAUUGUAGAGUUUGGUUCAAAAUGGCAUGUCAGCUUCAGAAUUAAGUAUUUGGUAAUCCAAAAUAGAAUUGAAAUGGUUUUGAAGUCCCAUGACAGCUUCCACUAUUGGCAAAUAUAGUUACUUUGUAAAAUUUUGUCUGGCA